Molecule: messenger RNA, 2362 nt
Organism: Acipenser ruthenus (sterlet)
Lineage: Eukaryota; Metazoa; Chordata; Actinopteri; Acipenseriformes; Acipenseridae
Gene: atf5a
Product: activating transcription factor 5a
Exons: 4
Coding region: 352-1494 (380 amino acids)
Biological process (GO): regulation of transcription by RNA polymerase II
Cellular component (GO): nucleus
Molecular function (GO): DNA-binding transcription activator activity, RNA polymerase II-specific; RNA polymerase II transcription regulatory region sequence-specific DNA binding
Source: RefSeq, a predicted model, not a curated record
CUUGGUAGAACUGGGUGACGAGGUCGGUUGCUGGGUGUGGAACGCGAUCCACGUUCUGUCAAAAAGCACUUCCAGAUUGACAACAGCAAAGACAUCCUCCUGCAAACAAAGAGAAGCUUCGCGAAGCGGCUCCGAAUUUCCGAGUGGAUAACAUUAACAAUGGCGUGCUUAUAAAAUCAACACCCCGCCGCGAAAACCGUGCUUUGCAUUUGCAACGCACCCUCAACACGUAAACAAAAACAUCUGCAGCAAUGGAGUCUCGCAAUGCUCCCCACACUCUGUGCAGCUCAGCUCAACUCUCCAGCACUGGCUCAAAGUCUUCUCUCGGCUUCUUGAAUCGACCCAGAAGAAAUGAUGGCAAUGUCUUCUCAGUGGAAAAUCUUUCUGCCCGUCUGCCAGACGGACCCUCUUACUCUCUCUCUCCCACAGGCUAGCUGCGGCCAAUCGCAGGGGAGGAGGGGGGAGGAGCUAGUUGAGAAUCUGCACCUUAUUGGCGAUGGUCUCAGCGAUUGGAUGACAGAAAAAGUGGAUUUCUCCUCUUACGUCCCUCCCCCUUCCUCUCACUUCUCUCCCCCCCAUCCCGACUCCUCCCUCCACUCCUCAUCCCCCCAGCAUGACCUCCCGGUACCGUCUGACCUGGAGGUCAUGACCUCCCUGCUGCAGGAAGAGCUGGCACAGCUAGAGGAUUACUUCCUGUCCGAAUCGGAGAAACCGGAAAAAUGUGAGAAAUCUCUUCAGACAACUGGCUACCAACUGCCGUACCAUUCUUACCAAUCCGGCCAAUCGGAAGCCAGCCCCCUCCUGGUAACCCUGGCAACAGGAGAACUGGAACUGCUGAGCUUCUGCAGCGGUCCCAUUGGCCAGCCCAAGAUCCCUAGACCCGCCCCUUACAGUUACAAUCGGCCAACCAGUAAUAAUAAUAAUAAUAAUAAUAGUAAUAAUAGUAAUCGCAGACGGUCCUCAAGUGGUAGUGGAAGUGUGGGAGAGGAGGGGAGCUUCCUAGAUGUUGCAGAACCCAGAGAGCCAUACAGCUUUCUGGAAGGGGCUGAAGAGCCUGUUAAGAGCUUAGAGGCUGGCGAGUCCCACAGCUGCUUGUACCCUGGUUUUGUGGAGCACAGAUAUCCUGACUGCCUCCCGGCUGCUGAAGGAGUGGGGUCCCCUAGCUUCAGAGCAGUCGGGGUGGCAGGGGAGGCUGAAGAGUCUGAUCUGAGUCCGGAGGAAGGAACGACCCCUGCUCCCAAGGGUGGUCCAAAGGCAGUUGAACGCAGACAGAAGAAGAAGGACCAGAACAAGACCGCUGCUCACAGGUACCGUCGACGCAAGAGGGAAGAGCUGGACAAUCAGGAGGAGGAGCUCAGGGGACUGGAAGGAAAGAACCGGGAGCUGAAAGACAAGGCUGAGUCCGUGGAGAGAGAGAUCCAGUACGUGAAAGACCUGCUCAUCGAGGUGUACAAAGCACGCAGCCAGCGACUCAAGCAAGGGAGCAGCGCGUGAGAGCCAGCCCAAACUAAUACAGGAGGGGCAGCGGAACAGAACAGCUUACUUCCCCUAGGGGUCCUUGUGGCAGCUUCCCUGUCUUCAGAUACUGCCUGCCUAGAUAGACAUAUACCAGCCACUUUAUAAGCAAAUUACAAUCAGUCCUUUUUCUCGCUACUGUAACGGGUUUAGACACGGCUCACGCCUGAGUGAGUGUGAUUUGUUAUAUUUUUUAUAAUACUGUAUUCGUUUUUUUAAAAAUCUUAGCAAUAUACCGCACAACCUGUUUCUUGAAAUGUUCUUGCUAGCGCUUUGUGAAGUUGUAGGAGUUUCUCUGGCAAUGAGGCUUCUUCGUUUUAAAGUUGCAGUGUCCCCUGUUUUAAAUAGCUUGGUUAAUGCAGGCUGGCUAUAAGGUUCUGCAGCCACCAGGGGGUGCUGUUGCUGCUCCCAGAGGAGUGAACCUGGUGCUUUAUCCCGAGUUAAAAUAUAUGGACUGAAAAAAAAAAAAAAAAAAACCCAUUCAUUUAAAACUAGUUUAUUUUUUGUGUUCAGACUUGCUUCCAAAUGGAUGCCAAAGAGAAUCUUGACGUCCAAACCUCAGGCCAGGAGAAAUAUGUUAAGGUUGAAUGAAUGACUGUUCUCUGUACUAGCAUGACUUAAAGAUUACAAUUCUGGGGUGCUGCAGCUUUAAUUAUUAGCAGAUUAAUUUAGACGGUUUUGUAAGUCUUUUAGCACUUGUGUUUGUGUCAGAUGUCAAGUCAAAUAUUGUGAUGCCUUUGUUUUUAAAAUAGUGAUAGCUCAGACCACACAUACAGCGUAUGAGACUGGACAUCGUGUAAUGUACUGCUUAUCAAUUUAAACAUUAAAUAAAGUUUUGACAAGUGUC